CAUCUUUGACUUAGUAAUGUCAAAGAAGUUCAUCACGAGCUUAGGACGUGCACGUUGUGUUGUAGUGCAGAGUGUUGUGUAUGUGUAGUUUUAGAUAAUGGCGAAGUUUGAUUUGACGUCGACGUUAGGACAGUAUUUGGAUAGACAUUUAGUUUUUCCAUUGUUAGAAUUUGUGUCAGCGAAACAGAUUUACGAUGAAACGGAACUUUUACAAGGGAAGCUGGACAUUCUCAGCAAGACAAAUAUGGUAGAUUACGCGAUAGACAUACGAAAGCAGUUGUAUCCGGAUCAAGAUGUGCCAGAGUCCCUGAAACAGAAGAGAGCAGAGGUCGUUACACAGCUAGCAGUGAUUCAGAAAGAUGUGGCAGCGGUCCUGGAGAUUAUAUCAAAUGAUGAUGUAAUGAACAAGAUGGAGAAUAUUAGAGAUCCCGAGGCAUUUGUACAGAACCUCAUCAAAGAACAUAAUUUCAAUUUGAAUAUGAUGGACAGUAUGUACAAGUUAGCAAAGUAUAGAUAUGAAUGUGGUAAUUACGCAGUGUCUUCCAGUUAUUUGUACUUCUACAUGCUUGUCAUGCCACCGUCUGACAAGAACUAUUUAAGUGUCCUUUGGGGUAAACUUGCAUCAGAAAUUUUGAUCCAGAACUGGCCAUCUGCCUUAGAGGAUUUGAAUAAGUUACGUGAAUAUAUUGAUACUACUUCAUUUGCAUCAGCCCUGCACCACUUGCAACAGCGAACGUGGCUAAUACAUUGGAGUUUAUUUGUGUACUAUACACACCCAAAAGGAAAAGAAUUGCUGAUUGAAAUGUUUUUACACAGACCACAAUAUUUAAAUGCUAUCCAGACCAUGUGCCCUCACAUAUUAAGAUAUUUAGCAGCUGCCAUUAUAAUUACAAAGAACCAAAGGAGCCUCAAGGAGUUAGUGAGGGUGAUUCAACAGGAAUCUUAUACUUAUCGUGAUCCAGUUACAGAAUUUCUGGAGCAUUUGUAUGUGAACUUCGAUUUUGAAGGUGCACGUCAGAAGCUGCACGAGUGUCAAACAGUGCUUUUCAAUGACUUCUUCUUGACAGCAUGCCUUACCGACUUUGUGGAGAAUGCUCGACUUAUGAUAUUUGAAACUUUUUGCCGAAUUCAUCGGUGUAUCAGCAUUGGGAUGUUAGCUGAAAAGUUAAAUAUGAAUCCUGAAGAGGCAGAAUGCUGGAUCGUUAAUCUCAUUAGGAGUGCAGACCUGGAUGCUAAGAUUGACUCAAAACUAGGUCAUGUUGUAAUGGGGACACCACCUUUAUCUCCUUACCAACAACUUAUUGAAAAGAUUGACACUCUUUCCGUUAAAUCAGAAACCCUGCAAAAUCUGGUUGAAAGAAAACUAAAUGCCAACAGCCAAGAUUAUCGGUGGGGAGCCCCAGAGUAUUGAUCUCAAUCUUGUAAAAUAGUGUAAGGACUGUAUUUUACUACACACAAACUGAACAUUAAUAAACUUUACAGAAACUGUU
Molecule: messenger RNA, 1490 nt
Organism: Schistocerca piceifrons (Central American locust)
Lineage: Eukaryota; Metazoa; Arthropoda; Insecta; Orthoptera; Acrididae
Gene: eIF3e
Product: eukaryotic translation initiation factor 3 subunit E
Exons: 9
Coding region: 98-1411 (437 amino acids)
Biological process (GO): translational initiation
Cellular component (GO): eukaryotic translation initiation factor 3 complex; nucleus; cytoplasm
Molecular function (GO): translation initiation factor activity
Source: RefSeq, a predicted model, not a curated record